Orbilia oligospora ATCC 24927 is the source of this 1608-nucleotide messenger RNA. RefSeq lists its product as uncharacterized. The transcript is spliced from 4 exons. The record is from RefSeq and is a predicted model, not a curated record. The coding region runs from base 1 to 1608 and encodes 535 amino acids. Gene Ontology annotation, cellular component: cytoplasm. Gene Ontology annotation, biological process: phospholipid biosynthetic process; inositol biosynthetic process. Gene Ontology annotation, molecular function: inositol-3-phosphate synthase activity. NCBI's taxonomy places the organism in Eukaryota, Fungi, Ascomycota, Orbiliomycetes, Orbiliales, Orbiliaceae.
AUGGCCCCUCACGCUGAUACCGGCGCUAAUGGGAAUGCACUCAACGGGCACGGCCAGGCGGGCCAACCGCAGGGUGAUCUAUUUACCGUCAAUUCACCCCAUGUGGUCUACACGGAUGAAUCAAUCACAUCAUCUUAUGUGUAUCGCACCACUAAAGUGACUAAGACCCCCAGUGGAAACCUUGAGGCUACACCUUUCGAAACUAAGUAUGAUUUCAAGGUUGAACGGUGUAUACCGAAGGUUGGAUUAAUGCUUGUUGGGUGGGGUGGUAACAACGGAUCGACCGUGACUGCCGGGAUCAUUGCGAACCGUAAAAAUCUCUCUUGGCCUACUCGUGAGGGCACCCAGAAGGCAAACUACUACGGGUCUGUGCUCAUGAGCUCAACGGUCAAGCUCGGUAACGAUGGGAUCACUGGUGAUGAUGUCAAUGUUCCCUUCCAUAAGCUCCUCCCCAUGAUCCACCCUAAUGACCUAGUUCUCGGCGGCUGGGAUAUUAGCAGCAUGAACCUGGCUGACGCCAUGGACCGGGCUCAAGUUCUCGAGCCUACCUUGAAACUGUUGGUGCGCAAGGAAAUGGAGCAGAUGAAACCUUUGCCAUCGAUCUAUUAUCCAGAUUUCAUCGCAUCCAACCAAGGAGACCGCGCAGACAACGUUCUCCCAGGCGGUUCUGCACGUCAGGAGCACCUAGACAAAAUCAGGACGGAUAUACGUGACUUUAAACUAAAAAACGCUCUAGAUAAAGUCAUUGUCCUGUGGACCGCAAACACCGAGCGUUACGCUGAUAUCAUUCCCGGGGUCAAUGAUACGGCCAACAAUAUUCUUACAGCCAUAAAGGCGGGUCACGAUGAAAUAUCUCCUUCGAGCAUCUUUGCUGCUGCAUGUAUCCUCGAAGGGGUUCCAUUCAUUAACGGCUCUCCUCAAAACACCUUUGUACCUGGAAUUAUCAGUCUUGCAGAGAUUCACAAGAGCUAUAUUGGAGGGGAUGACUUCAAAUCCGGUCAGACUAAGAUGAAGUCAGCGUUGGUGGACUUUCUGAUUUCUGCAGGAAUCAAACUCACGUCCAUCGCAAGCUACAACCACCUUGGAAACAAUGAUGGAAAGAACUUAGCAGAGCAAAAACAAUUCAGAUCGAAGGAGAUCUCAAAAUCCAAUGUAGUCGAUGACAUGGUUGCCGCCAAUCACAUUCUCUAUGCUGAAGGGGAGCAUCCCGAUCAUACUGUCGUGAUCAAAUACAUGCCUGCUGUGGGUGACCAUAAGCGGGCGCUUGACGAGUACUACGGGGAGCUUUUUAUGGGUGGACGCCAGACAAUCUCAAUUUUUAACGUCUGCGAGGAUUCACUUCUUGCCUCGCCACUCAUCAUAGAUCUUGCUUUGGUUACUGAGAUGAUGACUCGCAUUUCCUGGAAGAAUAGCUCCGAUGACGAGUACAGAAACUUUCACCCAGUUCUUAGUAUUCUAAGUUUCAUGCUUAAGGCGCCAUUGACGCCCCCAGGAACACCAGUGGUCAAUGCUCUAGCUAAACAACGGAAUGCAUUGUGCAAUAUUUUCCGAGCUUGUGUGGGUUUGCAACCUGAGUCCGAUAUGACUUUGGAACACAAGCUGCUUUAA